CACAGUCCAUGUCUGUGGACUUUCAUUCGAUUUCUAAACGAACCAGAAUUUGACAAAUUCUUUCGUCGGAUCUGUCAAUCCGUGAUCAUGGCUCCCCGGUUCGAAAUCGCGGUUGGUCUGCGAAAAGGCCACAAAACCACUAAAAUCUCCGCCGGCAGGAAAGGCAUAACAGACAAAGCCAUCAAAAUCCGCCCAGCUAGGCUAAAGGGGCUCCAGACCAAGCACUCUAAAUUCGUGCGUGACCUGGUUCGCGAGGUCGUAGGACACGCUCAGUAUGAGAAGAGGGCUAUGGAGUUGCUGAAGGUAUCAAAGGACAAGCGCGCCCUGAAGUUCCUGAAGCGCCGCCUGGGCACCCACAUCCGCGCCAAGAGGAAGCGUGAAGAGCUCAGCAACGUGCUCACUCAGAUGAGGAAGGCCGCCGCUCAGGCUCACCACCACCAUUAAGAUAAUAAAGCUUAUACUGUAA
This is a messenger RNA of Leguminivora glycinivorella, 466 nucleotides long. It is a transcript of the gene RpL36, whose product is annotated as 60S ribosomal protein L36. NCBI's taxonomy places the organism in Eukaryota, Metazoa, Arthropoda, Insecta, Lepidoptera, Tortricidae. The record is from RefSeq and is a predicted model, not a curated record. The transcript is spliced from 4 exons. Bases 88 to 444 code for a protein of 118 amino acids. Gene Ontology annotation, biological process: cytoplasmic translation. Gene Ontology annotation, cellular component: ribosome; cytosolic large ribosomal subunit. Gene Ontology annotation, molecular function: structural constituent of ribosome.